ACACAAAGCUGAAAGUACAAGCAGGACGGAAAGUGAAACCGGGCACAGCCCCCAGUAUAAGACCCCCCCUACCCAGGAGAUGGCUGACCAAAGAGGCCGGGCCCCGCCAUGGGCCAGACGGCAGGCAACCUUGGCUGGCGGCUCAGCCUGUUGCUGCUUCCCUUGCUCCUGGUUCAAGCUGGUGUCUGGGGAUUCCCAAGGCCCCCAGGGAGGCCCCAGCUGAGCGUGCAGAAGCUGCAGAGGGAGUUCACGGUCAGCCUGCAUCUCGCCAGGAAGCUGCUCUCCGAGGUUCGGGGCCAGGCCCACCGCUUUGCGGAAUCUCACCUGCCAGGAGUGAACCUGGACCUCCUGCCCCUGGGAGAGCAGCUCCCUGAUGUUUCCCUGACCUUCCAGGCCUGGCGCCGCCUCUCUGACCUGGAGCGUCUCUGCUUCCUCUCCACCACGCUUCAGCCCUUCCGUGCCCUGCUGGGAGGGCUGGGGACCCAGGGCCGCUGGACCAACACGGAGAGGAUGCAGCUGUGGGCCAUGAGGCUGGACCUCCGCGAUCUGCAGCGGCACCUGCGCUUCCAGGUGCUAGCUGCAGGAUUCCACCUCACGGAGGAGGAGGAGGAGGAGGAGGAGGAGGAAGAGGAGGAGGAGGAGGAGAGGAAGGGGCUGCUCCCAGGGGCACUGGGCAGUGCCUCACAGGGGCCGGCCCAGGUGUCCUGGCCCCAACUCCUCUCCACGUACCGCCUGCUGCACUCCUUGGAGCUCAUCUUAUCUCGGGCCGUGCGGGACUUGCUGCUGCUGUCCAAGGCCGGGCACUCAGUCUGGCCCUUGGGGUUCCCAACACUGGGCCCCCAGCCCUGAUUGGGUGGCUUCUUAGCCCCCUGCCCCUCACCCUUUAGUACUUUAGGACUGGAGUCUUGGCAUCAGGGCAGCCUCUGCAUCAUCAGCGUUGGACAAGGGAGGGCUCUUCCAGCCCCCUGCCCCAGGCCCUACCCAGUAAUUGAAAGCCCCUCUGGUCCUUGCCAGCUAUUUAUUUCUUGGAUAUUUAUUUAUUGUUAGAGAGAUGAUGGUUUAUUUAUUGUUUCGGAGCCUGCUGGUCCUCCUCAGGCUGAGCCCCUGUGCUGGGUGCCCAAUAAAGCACUCUCAUCCA
Rhinopithecus roxellana (golden snub-nosed monkey) is the source of this 1138-nucleotide messenger RNA. It is a transcript of the gene IL27, whose product is annotated as interleukin 27. The record is from RefSeq and is a predicted model, not a curated record. Gene Ontology annotation, biological process: regulation of T-helper 1 cell differentiation; regulation of T cell proliferation. Lineage: Eukaryota; Metazoa; Chordata; Mammalia; Primates; Cercopithecidae. The transcript is spliced from 5 exons. Gene Ontology annotation, molecular function: interleukin-27 receptor binding. The coding region runs from base 109 to 849 and encodes 246 amino acids.